CCCGGCGGGAUCCAGCGGUGCAGCCUGGUCGGGAAUCCUUGGAUCCGCUAGCGGGGAAACCUCCGGGAGACGUGUCGGUCCGUGUGGGUCCUGCAGCCGGAGGCAGCCAGAGCCCCCCCGGGGAAGAGAGGAGCGGAGCCGGACAGGAGCCGGGGCGGGAGCCGCGGAGCGGGGACCGCAGACGGAGGUGUGAGUGCGGGCUGCUAGCCGCCUAGCUCCAGGCCCCCCAGGAUGGACCGACGGGACCCGUGAGGACCCGGACAGGGACCCGAGCAGGGACCCGAGCAGGGACCAGAGAGGACCCGGAGAGCCGGACUCUGGCGGACCAGGACCCGCGUCUCCUGACGGUCCCGACGGGAUGAACUACCAGCAGCACGUCCACAACUCGGCCGCCAUCCGGGCCGAGAUCCACCGGUUCGAGUCGGUGCACCCCAACAUCUACUCCAUCUACGAGCUGCUGGAGCGGGUGGAGGAGCCGCUGCUGCAGAACCAGAUCCGGGAGCACGUCAUCGCCAUAGAGGAUGCGUUCGUCAACAGUCAGGAGUGGACCCUGAGCCGGGCCGUACCGGAGCUGAAAGUGGGCAUCGUGGGUAAUCUGGCCAGCGGGAAGUCGGCGCUGGUCCACCGGUACCUGACCGGGACGUACGUGCAGGAGGAGUCGCCGGAGGCCGACGUGGAUGCAGGUGGGAGGUUCAAGAAGGAGAUGGUGGUGGACGGCCAGAGUCAGCUGCUGCUGAUCCGGGACGAGGGCGGCCCCCCGGAGCCUCAGUUUGCGUUGUGGGUGGACGCCGUCAUCUUCGUCUUCAGCCUGGAGGACGAGAUCAGCUUCCAGACCGUCUACCACUACUUCAACCGUCUGGCCAGCUACCGGAACCCCAACGAGGUGCCGCUGGUCCUGGUCGGGACGCAAGACGCCAUCAGCUCGUCCAACCCCCGGGUGAUCGAUGACUGCCGCGCCCGCAAGCUGUCCAACGACCUGAAGCGCUGCACCUACUACGAGACCUGCGCCACCUACGGCCUGAACGUGGAGCGGGUCUUCCAGGACGUGGCUCAGAAGAUCGUGGCCAACAGGAAGAAGCAGCAGCUUUCCAUCGGGCCGUGCAAGUCGCUGCCCAACUCUCCGAGCCACUCGUCGGUCUGCGCCACGCAGGUGGCGGCCGUCCACGUCAGCCAGACGAGCAACGGCGGCAGCCUGAGCGACUACUCGUCGUCGGUGCCGUCGACCCCCAGCACCAGCCAGAAGGAGCUGCGCAUCGACGUCCCCCAGACCACCAACACGCCCACGCCCGUCCGCAAGCAGUCCAAGCGCCGCUCCAACCUCUUCACCUCGAGGAAAGCCAGCGAACCCGACAAGGACAAGAAGGGCCUGGAGGGCCGGUCCGACAGCAUCGGCAGCGGGCGGGCCAUCCCCAUCAAACAGGGAAUGCUGCUGAAGCGAAGCGGGAAAUCUCUGAACAAGGAGUGGAAGAAGAAGUACGUGACGCUGUGCGACAACGGACUGCUGACGUACCACCCGAGUCUGCACGACUACAUGCAGAACGUCCACGGGAAGGAGAUCGACCUGCUCCGGACCACAGUGAAGGUGCCGGGGAAGAGGCCGCCCCGCGCCGUGUCCACCUGCGCCGCCGUGACGAGCCCCAAGACCAACGGCCUGACCAAGGACAUGAGCAGCCUGCAGCUCGGACCUGCAGGUUCCAUGUCCAGCACCUCGUCGGUGUCUCAGAUGGCCAGCGGCGUCAGCCUGGUGUCCUUCAACAGCCGCGGCCUGGAGGGGAUGCACCAGCGCUCCUACUCCGUCUCCAGCGCCGACCAGUGGACCGACGCCACCGUCAUCGCCAACUCUGGAGUCAGCACAGACGCGGGCCUGGGAGACUCGGUCAGCUCCAGUCCCAGCAUCUCCAGCACCACCAGCCCCAAGAUGGAGCCGCCGCCGUCGCCGCACGCCAACCGCAAGAAGCACCGCCGGAAGAAGAGCACCAGCAACUUCAAGGCCGACGGCCUCUCUGGUACUGCUGAAGAGCAAGAGGAGAACCUGGAGUUCACCAUCGUGUCCCUGACGGGGCAGACGUGGCACUUCGAGGCCUCCUCGUACGAGGAGCGGGACGCCUGGGUCCAGGUCAUCGAGAGCCAGAUCCUGGCCAGCCUGCAGUCCUGCGAGAGCAGCAAGAACAAGUCUCGCCUGACGAGCCAGACGGAGGCGCUGGCCCUGCAGUCCAUCCGGAGUAUCCGGGGGAACGGACGCUGUGCAGACUGUGACGCUCUGAACCCGGACUGGGCCAGCCUGAACCUGGGGGCUCUGAUCUGCAUCGAGUGCUCGGGCAUCCACCGGAACCUGGGCACCCACCUGUCCCGCGUCCGCUCCCUGGACCUGGACGAGUGGCCGCUGGAGCUCAUCAAGGUCAUGUCGGCCAUCGGCAACGAGCUGGCCAACGGCGUGUGGGAGGCCGGCGCGCAGGGACACCUGAAACCGGGACCCGACGCCACCAGGGAGGAGCGUGAGCGCUGGAUCCGGGCCAAGUACGAGCAGCGUCUGUUCCUGGCGUCGCUGCCGUCCACGGAGCUGUCGCUGGGCCAGCAGCUGCUGCGGGCGGCGGCCGAGGAGGACCUGCGGGCCGUGGUGCUGCUGCUGGCCCACGGCUCCCGGCAGCAGGUCAACGAGACCUGGGGCGAGGGCGACGGCCGCAACGCGCUGCACCUGGCCAGCCACAAGGGCAACGUGGUGGUCACGCAGCUGCUCAUCUGGUAUGGCGUGGAUCUGGCGGCGAAGGACGCCCACGGCAACAGCGCCAUGGCGUACGCGCGGCAGGCCAGCUCCCAGGAGUGCGCCGACACGCUGGCCCAGUACGGCUGCCCCGACGAGCGCUACCCGCAGAUGGCCACGCCCAACCUGCCGCGCCGCAACACCAACCGCAACAACAGCUGCAGCAGCGCCGGCAGCGCCGCGCUCAUCUGACCGCUGGCCCCGCCAUAGACAUUUAUACGUAGACGCCCCAUGGAGCUGCUGUGAUACGUCAACGACGCCGCCAUAUUGGAUGUUCAAGACUGUGCUGUAAACUAAUACAAGUAAAUGGACUUAUUUUCAUAAAGCGCC
Messenger RNA from Cololabis saira (Pacific saury), 3091 nucleotides. It is a transcript of the gene agap1, whose product is annotated as ArfGAP with GTPase domain, ankyrin repeat and PH domain 1. The record is from RefSeq and is a predicted model, not a curated record. Gene Ontology annotation, cellular component: nucleus. The transcript is spliced from 20 exons. Gene Ontology annotation, molecular function: protein binding; GTPase activator activity; GTP binding. Lineage: Eukaryota; Metazoa; Chordata; Actinopteri; Beloniformes; Belonidae. Bases 359 to 2953 code for a protein of 864 amino acids.